AAUACAAAGCAAGAAAACUGUGUGUUUCCACCAAGUAGUUCUUCAAAGCCAAGGAUAUGGCCAAGUACAUCUCUGGGCAGGCUCUAUUCCCUUACCUAGUUCUUCUCAUUUCUCUUCUCGUCAUCCGCCUUGCUGAGUCUGAUGAUGAGCAAAUGGGGAUUACAACCAUGGUUUUGAGCUCAUCCUCCGAAUCCACUGCGGAGAUCCCUUUGCCCCAAAAGAUAGAUUGUGGCGGAGCUUGUGAUACGAGGUGUGCUCUGUCGUCGAGGCCAAAGCUGUGCAAGAGGGCAUGUGGGACGUGCUGCGCGCGGUGCGACUGCGUGCCGCCGGGGACUUCUGGGAACUACGACGCUUGUCCCUGCUAUGCCAACAUGACCACCCACGGUGGCCGCCGCAAAUGCCCUUGAAAACACAUAUGCGCGUCUUUCACUAAUUCACUAUAUACAUGUAUGUAGUAUUUGCUAUUAUGCUGCUAAUGUUGCGUCUCUGAUUUUGGAAAUAAAUGUACCAACCUC
Molecule: messenger RNA, 515 nt
Organism: Morus notabilis
Lineage: Eukaryota; Viridiplantae; Streptophyta; Magnoliopsida; Rosales; Moraceae
Product: gibberellin-regulated protein 11
Exons: 3
Coding region: 57-407 (116 amino acids)
Source: RefSeq, a predicted model, not a curated record